Messenger RNA from Eublepharis macularius, 2048 nucleotides. RefSeq names its product 5-aminoimidazole-4-carboxamide ribonucleotide formyltransferase/IMP cyclohydrolase (gene ATIC). Gene Ontology annotation, molecular function: phosphoribosylaminoimidazolecarboxamide formyltransferase activity; IMP cyclohydrolase activity. Gene Ontology annotation, cellular component: cytosol. The transcript has 16 exons. NCBI's taxonomy places the organism in Eukaryota, Metazoa, Chordata, Lepidosauria, Squamata, Eublepharidae. The record is from RefSeq and is a predicted model, not a curated record. Bases 46 to 1830 code for a protein of 594 amino acids. Gene Ontology annotation, biological process: 'de novo' IMP biosynthetic process.
UCCCCCCGGCCCCCCUCCUCGCUCUCUCUCUCUCUCAGCGCAGAGAUGGCGGCGGGACGGCAGCAGCUGGCCUUAUUCAGCGUCUCAGACAAGACUGGCCUGGUAGAGUUUGCACGAUGUCUCAGUUCUUUGGGUUUGUCCCUCGUUGCCUCUGGAGGGACCGCGAAAGCCCUUCGGGAUGCAGGCCUGAAUGUCAGAGAUGUUUCCGAUCUGACUGGAUUUCCAGAAAUGUUAGGAGGGCGUGUGAAGACACUCCAUCCUGCUGUCCAUGCUGGAAUACUGGCUCGGGACAUUCCACAAGAUACUGCUGACAUGGAUAAAAUGAAUUUCAACCAUGUGAGAGUUGUGGUUUGCAACCUCUACCCCUUUGUCAAGACUGUAGAGUCCCCAAACGUCACUGUCCAGGAGGCAGUGGAACAGAUUGACAUAGGAGGUGUGGCUUUACUGAGAGCAGCUGCGAAAAACCAUGCCCGGGUGACUGUUGUGUGUGACCCUGGAGACUACACCGUCAUAGCAAAGGAAAUGAAAGCACUAAGUAAUAAAGAUACCACGCAGGAAACCCGCCGCCAGCUGGCACUCAAGGCUUUCACUCAUACGGCUCAGUACGACAUGGCCAUCUCCGAUUACUUCCGGAAAGAGCACAGCAAAGGAGUGUCUCAGCUUCCCCUGAGGUAUGGCAUGAAUCCACACCAGACUCCUGCGCAGCUCUACACACUGAGGCCUCAACUUCCCCUUUCAGUGCUGAACGGCUCUCCAGGGUUUAUCAACUUGUGUGAUGCUCUGAAUGCCUGGCAGCUGGUCAGGGAGCUCAAAAAGGCCUCGGGGAUCCCAGCCGCAACGUCAUUCAAACACGUCAGUCCAGCAGGUGCGGCUGUUGGAGUACCACUCAGUGAAGAAGAGGCUCAAGUCUGUAUGGUGCACGACUUCUUCACGACCCUAACCCCCUUGGCAAGUGCAUACGCACGGGCAAGAGGUGCUGACAGAAUGUCGUCUUUUGGUGACUUCAUUGCGCUCUCUGAUAUCUGUGAUGUCCCCACAGCAAAGAUCAUUUCCAGAGAGGUAUCAGAUGGAAUUGUGGCUCCUGGCUAUGAGGAAGAAGCCCUCAAAAUCCUAUCCAAAAAGAAAAAUGGAGGUUACUGCGUACUCCAGAUGGACCCAACUUAUGAGCCAGAAGAAAAUGAAAUCCGCACCCUCUUUGGACUGCAUCUGAUGCAAAAGAGGAACAAUGGUGUGAUCGACCGGGCACUGUUCAAAAACAUUGUUACUAAAAAUAAAAAUCUGCCCGAGCCAGCUAUCCGGGAUCUGAUUGUUGCCAGCAUCGCGGUUAAAUACACUCAGUCUAACUCUGUGUGUUACGCCAAGAAUGGGCAGGUGGUCGGCAUCGGGGCCGGGCAGCAGUCCCGAAUACAUUGCACCCGCUUGGCUGGAGACAAGGCAAACCACUGGUGGCUGAGGCAUCAUCCCCGUGUGCUCUCCAUGAAGUUCAAAAGUGGAGUGAAAAGAGCCGAGAUCUCCAAUGCUAUCGACCAGUAUGUCACGGGAACGAUUGGCGAGGGUGAUGAUCUGUUCAAAUGGAAAGCCCUGUUUGAGGAAGUCCCUGCUCUGUUAACUGAGGCGGAGAAGAAGACGUGGAUUGCAAAGCUGAAUGGCGUCUCUCUCAGCUCGGAUGCAUUCUUUCCCUUUAGAGAUAAUGUGGACAGAGCAAAACAGAGCGGAGUCCAGUUCAUUGCUGCCCCUUCUGGUUCAGCUGCUGACCAAGUUGUGAUUGAAGCCUGUGAUGAGCUGGGAAUCACUCUGGUUCAUACCAACCUCCGUCUUUUCCAUCACUGAUGUGUCUAGAGAUGCAGAAGACAUUCCUCUCGGCUGAUUUGCCUGUGAAAACAGCAUCUUUUGUAACAAGGAAUUAAAAACCAAGCUACAGAGGCACAUUUUCCUUUAAAAUCUGCAUAAUGCUUAUUUCUCUGAGAAUACUAAGGCAAAAGUAGUUGGUCUCUGAAAAAGGCUGUCUUGAAAUGAAAAAUAAAUACAUAAAAAUUGUUCUGUCACAA